Molecule: messenger RNA, 4028 nt
Organism: Carassius gibelio (silver crucian carp)
Lineage: Eukaryota; Metazoa; Chordata; Actinopteri; Cypriniformes; Cyprinidae
Exons: 17
Coding region: 182-3088 (968 amino acids)
Biological process (GO): regulation of DNA-templated transcription; monoatomic cation transport; positive regulation of interleukin-1 production
Molecular function (GO): channel activity; DNA binding
Source: RefSeq, a predicted model, not a curated record
UCUGAAAUGGCAGACGUCACGGCUUGUGUAGGGGAGUAUAGGCUGUGUUGUCAGCCUGGUGUCAGUCUGAUGAAGAUUGGCAUUCAGACUGUCUGGAGGGCAGUGUGCUGUCAGACUGACUCCAACAUCAGAUGCUCCGAUGCUGAGAACAAGCAAACUGAUCUCCAUGUGAAGCUAUCCCAUGAUGCAACAUGUGUCCCCAGCACCAGCAUUGACCAUGAUGGCUACACAGAGUGUCCCUCCACCAUCGUACCAGGAGAGCCAACAGAUGACAGGCACUACGCAGCAAAACUCAAAGGCCCAGCAUGUCCACCUCUCUGCAGCCUCAGCAGCCGGGGCCACACAGGUCAGCGUGACCCUUGACCCCCAAGCCCAGCUGGAGUCAGAUAAACGAGCCGUUUACAGGCAUCCUCUUUUUCCUCUUCUGGCGUUGCUGUUCGAGAAGUGUGAACAAGCCACGCAGGGAUCAGAAUGCAUCACCUCCGCCAGCUUUGACGUUGACAUCGAGAACUUCGUCCACCAGCAAGAGCAGGACCACAAGCCUUUCUUCAGCGAGGACCCAGAACUAGACAACCUGAUGGUGAAGGCGAUCCAGGUGUUGCGGAUCCACCUGCUGGAGCUGGAGAAGGUGAACGAGCUCUGUAAAGACUUCUGCAACCGUUACAUCACCUGCCUCAAGACCAAGAUGCACAGUGACAAUUUGCUCCGGAAUGACCUGGGCGGCCCGUAUUCACCAUCACAGACCAACCUCGGCCUGCAGCAGGAUCUGCUUCAGAGCACAUCCCCAUCGCUCACCUCUGUCUCCAGCACGGUAACCCCCUCUGGGAUUGUGGUCCCUGCCGGUUCACUGCAACAGAACAAUGUUGCCAUGACCACUAUCAACUCUCAGGUGGUCUCAGGUGGGACGCUGUAUCAACCGGUGACAAUGGUUACCUCACAGGGGCAGGUGUUGACCCAGGGGUUACCACAGGGAACCAUCCAAAUCCAAAACAAUCAGGUGAACCUGGACUUGUCCUCUCUCUUGGAUGCCGAUGACAAGAAAUCAAAAAACAAAAGAGGCGUCCUUCCCAAACAUGCCACGAACAUAAUGCGUUCCUGGCUCUUCCAGCAUCUCAUGCAUCCGUAUCCUACAGAAGACGAGAAGAGACAGAUUGCAGCACAAACAAAUCUUACUUUAUUACAGGUGAACAACUGGUUUAUCAAUGCCCGCAGGCGUAUACUGCAGCCCAUGCUGGAUGCCAGUAAUCCUGACCCCGCUCCCAAAGCCAAGAAGAUGAAAUCUCAGCACAGACCCACGCAGCGCUUCUGGCCCGACUCCAUUGUGGCUGGAGUCCUGCAGACACACGGUUCCCACUCCACAAACAAUUCAGACAAUUCUCUGGGCAUGGACGGCCUGCAGUCUCUGUCCUCAGACUCCGCCACACUGGUGAUGCAGCAAGCCAUGCUGGGAGGAACUGAGGAUUCCAUGGACGGCACAGAGGAGGAGGACGACGAAGAGGAGGAAGAGGAGGGAGUCGACGAGGAGGAAGAUGAAGAAGAGGACGAAGAAAGCCAGGCAGGCAGACAGAUGUCUCGGAGAGAUCUGGGCCUCAACCACAACGAAGGACUCGACCCACGCCAGCAUCCCUCUCCUCUCCGGCCUCAGGACCAGUUUACUGCUGGAUUGAUCCACUUUACAGACUUCUACUGGACUGGGAAUUCACAAGUUGCCAGCAUGUCUAUCGCCAGCAAGGCCGCCCAGGCGAUGCUCUCUGAUGCCCUGCUGAGGGAUAGUAACGGGGACAAUCGCAUUCGACACCUGGAGCUGGAUUUGCCAUUGGAUAAAGUCAUCAAGUUUGUUUCUGUGGGCCUGCCACUCCUUCUGGUGUCCAUGGCCUUUGCCAGAGAGAUUUCUAUUGGCCCACAGAUUAGCUGCUUUCCUCCCAACAACUUCACAAUAAAGCAGGCAGCAUAUGUGGAUGCGUACUGCUGGGACUCUCUCGUGCACCAUGAGUUUGACACAGAUGGGAACUUAGAAGAGCGUUCUCUGUGGGUACAUAAAAUGUUUCCGUACUCCUUAUUGGUCAUGGUGAUGAUGAUGUACCUGCCGGCUCUGAUCUGGCAGAAUCUGGCUGUGCCAAGCCUGACCUCUGACCUGUUUUUCAUCAUCGACGAGCUGGACAAGUCUUACAACCGCUCGGUCCACCUGGCUCAGAGCAUCCUGGACCUAAAACAGCAAUCAGAAAACCCACUGCAGUUUCAGGCUGAGCUUGAGAGAGCCAAACGCAAGCGUUACUUUGAGUACCCCCUGUUGGAGAGAUACAUGCAGUGCAAGCAUGGUUCCUACUUCUUGGUCAGCAUGCUCUUCCUGCGAGGCUUCCUGCUCCUGACCUUCAUGUCCGCCUCGUGCCUCUACCUGAUCUACUUCCACCUCUCUGCCUUUCUACAAGACGAAUUCAGCUGCUUUGUGCGCACCGGCCUCCUCCGUGAUCAGCCCUGGGUGCCUGAGCUAGUUCAGUGUAAAAUGACCAGCCUACUUGUGUUUCAGGUCAUUAGCGUAGCUAACGGUGCUGUCUAUGUGCUGCUAGCUCCAAUUGUUCUCUUUAGCCUGCUGCGUUUGUUCUGUUGGGACACAACGUUCCUCUCCCUUUAUGAGGUGCUGCCCGGAUUGGGCCUCAUGAGCGGUCAGAAACUGGGCUGCCCUCUUAACGAUCUCAAUGUGCUGCUCCUCUUCCUGCGCGCCAAUGUAGCACAGCUGCGAUCAUACAGCCGCCUGAGGGCCGUUUGCUCUCUUGCACCUCCUCGACUGAAGGGUGCGAAGGGCGUGCUGAUGGGGGAACAGGCUGAAGAGGCGGCAGAGGCUGCCGAGGAGCUCGAGGAGGAGAUUAGAGAAGCCAGAGAGGAGGGCAAACUCAAUCUAGUAGACAUCAUGACUGUGCUGGGAGCAGCCAGAGGAAACGCAGUGAACUGUCCAGAGCAGCGCCCUCUUGUGGAACAAGACAUGACGCUUGGUACAGUCACUCUCAUCUAUAUACUUAAACGCAUCCUGCUCGCUGGCAUUUUCGUGGCUGUCAUAUGGGACGUUCAGAAAAUCAUCAAAAGGAUAUAAAUAUGACAUUUAAAUAUGAGUCUGCUUCUGAAAGCACAUAAAACAUUUUUACCAUUUACUCAAUUCCACAGAUUUUCAUUUAAAAUCAGUGAAAAAAAGUCUAAUAGACCCAAUUCAUACCACUUUUCUGGUAAUCGUUGCCAAUGCAUCUCACAAAAAUUUUACAUAUAAAACUAUGUUAUCUGUUCUAAAGGAGGCUUUACGGAAAAACUAUCCUUUAUAAGUUCUAGCAUUCGCAUUGUGUUCUUUAUUUUACAAAACAAGUUUUUCACACUUAACGUCAGGGUUAUAACCAAAGUUUUUGCCCCUAACAGCACUCUCUGUUUCUCUACAGAGCCUAACCACCAGAGGUACCAUGAGUUGAAGGAGACUACAACAUGUUGUUUUGCCUAAAGCACCAGGCAAUGGACUGAAGCAGCACUUUCAGACUCUAGAGGGCCCCAUAGAACAGCUAAACCUCUGAGAUGAAAUAAAGAUAAAAAUGCAAUCGCUAGAACUCCUCUUUUAUAGUCCAGAAUAAUAAACAUUUCUGGAUUUAAAAGAAUACUUUUGGAUAUCUUACACAAAUCACCUCAGGAAUACAAACGUAAAGUCUUUACAGACAAUUUGAAAAGCCUCCAAUAGUUUCAUUCCAAUCCAUUUUUUAUAUCAUUAUUUAUUCUUUUCAUUCUUAUUAUCUGAUUUUUAUGGAUUCCAUACUUCUUUGAAAACUGGAUCUUUACUUGACCUUUUGUUCCCGUUUUUUUUAAGUAGGUGAAAUAAAAUGUUUAUAUUUGUGUUUUCUUUUUUCUUUUACUUCCACAUUCCUGUAAAAGUCAUGAAAUCAAGAAAUCAUGAUUUCUGAAAAAUGCAAAGCAUUGAUAAUCAUAGGAAGUUUUUGAUUUAGUGAUAGUUCAUUAAGACCGAAGUCAGCAUAUAAGGAUCAUGUGAAUGCAAUAAU